This is a messenger RNA of Musca domestica (house fly), 641 nucleotides long. RefSeq lists its product as uncharacterized. NCBI's taxonomy places the organism in Eukaryota, Metazoa, Arthropoda, Insecta, Diptera, Muscidae. Gene Ontology annotation, biological process: positive regulation of voltage-gated potassium channel activity; regulation of synaptic transmission, cholinergic; sleep. Bases 105 to 557 code for a protein of 150 amino acids. The transcript is spliced from 3 exons. The record is from RefSeq and is a predicted model, not a curated record.
CUUAAAACUUUUUUUCUGAAUUUUUUUGGUCAACUGCGACUAGUUGACGUCUGGCAGUUAAUCGAAAAAGUCAUCGGAAAAGAAGAAAAUCUCGUAGCGGAAUAAUGCGUUUCCUUCUCGUGCUGGCGGUGUUCUCGGCAUUUUUGGCCACUGCCUGGUCCAUAAAAUGCUACCAAUGUGACUCGAUGACCCAGCCCCAGUGCAAUGAAUACUUUUCGCCCAAAGGAAUUGAGCAAAGUGAAUGCGAUGACGACGAUAUGCCAGCAUAUUUGACGAAAUAUGGUCAGCGUUUUGAGGCUACAGGUUGUUUGACGAAAAUACAUGAAGGAAUCGAAGGCCAUCGUUACUUCAUACGUCGCGCUUGCUAUUUCGGCGAUUUGGAGAAUACCCGCGAGGCAUGUGAAACCGAUGAUCCCUAUUUACCUUAUGCCGAUCUGAUCGAUUGUGAAGUGUGCAGCGAGGAUCUGUGCAACACCGAUGUGGGACAGCAGAGCAAGCCUACGUGGUAUACAAUUGCAGCUUUUGUAAUUGCUUUGAUUUUUGCCCGUAUGUGGUGAAGAUAAAAUGAAAUCGAAAGCAGUUUCUUGUAGUAUUUUUUACGUUUAUAUUUUUAAUAAAAAUAUAUAUAGUCCCACACUUAA